This is a messenger RNA of Malus domestica (apple), 668 nucleotides long. Its product is annotated as protein TRIGALACTOSYLDIACYLGLYCEROL 5, chloroplastic. NCBI's taxonomy places the organism in Eukaryota, Viridiplantae, Streptophyta, Magnoliopsida, Rosales, Rosaceae. The record is from RefSeq and is a predicted model, not a curated record.
CCAUUGUCCAUGGGUAUUCCCGUAAAGAUCCAGUCUUCAGUUAGCUAGCCGGUUUGAUAAACGAAGACAGGAGACUGGUUGAGCACACCGCAUUGCAGUCGGACUCGGACCCAAUCACCAUUGUUGGAGCUUCAUAGCUUGAUCGCUAGUUCCGGCCUGCAAACCGCCAUAGCUGCAGCGAUGGUUCUUACCAACUUCAAUGGAGCUGGCGUUGGAUUCGGAUUUGGUGUUGGCUGCGGUUUUGGCGUUGGAUGGGGUUUCGGAGGCACACCUUUGAACUUCUUGGGCCUUGGUGUAGGCGGAGGCUGUGGGGUUGGACUAGGUCUCGGAUGGGGCUUCGGCACUGCCUUUGGUAGCCAGUAUCAUUCAUCUGGGGUCACAUACCAGGGCAUAGACUUCGGCAAGAAGGAUCAAGAUGGUGCUUCACAGAAAAGCAACCAGGACAUUCGUGCCUCGCGAUAGCUUCUCGUUACAGCAUUUCCUCAUCAUUGCUGUGAACCGAAUCCAUAACCGCAGACCCAGCUUAUGUCGCUAUGCAAGUCAACUUAGGUGCCAAUGCAGAGAAAAUGGGAGAUCUUUUUAUGCAUGCAGUACUUCAAUUGAGUUUGUAGAAUAUUGAGGAUGGAAACGAAAAUUUAUUUCAUAUCGUAAGAAAACUAAAUUUUAUA